AGCAGAACCUAAAAUUGUCUCGUCCCAAUUCCAUCUCCUCGUCGUUGUGGGAUGUUUUAGUCAUCUUUGGUCUUUUCACAAGUGGUUAAUGCGUCUGACCAAGGACUUGGGCAUGUUCUUCGUCUUCAAUUUGGACUCCUUCUGGAAUAGGCCUGGCUUCUUUCUGGAAGACGGAAUUCAUCUGGGUGAAAAUGGCACCCGGCUGUUGUCAUCAAACGUUGGAAACGUUCUUGGUCAACUAAAUUGAUGUGAGGACAAUAUUAGCAUUAAAUACCAGUCAGUUUUCACCAUCUCCUCUUUGGUCACUGUGAGAGUUCUACAUGUUGUAUCUGAAAGUGGUGACAUGCCGAAUGGUGCUCACCGGAGAAAUGUCAUUGCUAUUUCUCAUUUGUUUUCUUUUCCUAAUAGGUAUAAUCUAAUCCUUGAGUCUCCAGUUCUAAAAUCUCAAAAUAAUCUGACUUGUGCUGAAAAUCUGUGUCAUUUUUAAAUGCAGAAAAGUUUUGACAUUUCUACAUCUUAACAUUUGUAGUUUAUUACCUAAAAUGGAUCAUGUCAAGAUCUGGGCCUCUCAGGCAGACCCUGAUAUUUGUUAUUGUUUCUGAGACCUGGUUAACUGAUAAAACCCUGGACUCUGACGUUGCUAUGGAUGGAUCCAAUGUGUUUAGGGCUGGUAGGAAAGGCAACGGUGGUGGUGUUUCUAUGGAUGGUUCCAAUGUGUUUAGGGCUGGUAGGAAAGGCAACGGUGGUGGUGUUUCUAUGGAUGGUUACAAUGUGUUUAGGGCUGGUAGGAAAGGCAACGGUGGUGGUGUUUCUAUGGAUGGUUACAAUGUGUUUAGGGCUGGUAGGAAAGGCAACGGUGGUGGUGUUUCUAUGGAUGGUUACAAUGUGUUUAGGGUUGGUAGGAAAGGUAACGGUGGUGGUGUUUCUAUGGAUGGUUACAAUGUGUUUAGGGCUGGUAGGAAAGGCAACGGUGUUGGUGUUUCUAUGGAUGGUUACAAUGUGUUUAGGGCUGGUAGGAAAGGCAACGGUUGUGGUGUUUCUAUGGAUGGUUCCAAUGUGUUUAGGGGUGGUAGGAAAGGCAAUGGUGGUGGUGUUUCUAUGGAUGGUUCCAAUGUGUUUAGGGCUGGUAGGAAAGGUAACGGUGCUGGUGUUUCUAUGGAUGGUUACAAUGUGUUUAGGGCUGGUAGGAAAGGCAACGGUGCUGGUGUUUCUAUGGAUGGUUACAAUGUGUUUAGGGUUGGUAGGAAAGGUAACGGUGGUGGUGUUUCUAUGGAUGGUUACAAUGUGUUUAGGGCUGGUAGGAAAGGCAACGGUGUUGGUGUUUCUAUGGAUGGUUACAAUGUGUUUAGGGUUGGUAGGAAAGGCAACGGUGGUGGUGUUUCUAUGGAUGGUUACAAUGUGUUUAGGGCUGGUAGGAAAGGCAACGGUGGUGGUGUUUCUAUGGAUGGUUCCAAUGUGUUUAGGGGUGGUAGGAAAGGCAACGGUUGUGGUGUUUCUAUGGAUGGUUCCAAUGUGUUUAGGGGUGGUAGGAAAGGCAACGGUGGUGGUGUUUCUAUGGAUGGUUCCAAUGUGUUUAGGGCUGGUAGGAAAGGUAACGGUGCUGGUGUUUCUAUGGAUGGUUACAAUGUGUUUAGGGCUGGUAGGAAAGGCAACGGUGGUGGUGUUUCUAUGGAUGGUUACAAUGUGUUUAGGGUUGGUAGGAAAGGUAACGGUGGUGGUGUUUCUAUGGAUGGUUACAAUGUGUUUAGGGCUGGUAGGAAAGGUAACGGUGUUGGUGUUUCUAUGGAUGGUUACAAUGUGUUUAGGGCUGGUAGGAAAGGCAAUGGUGGUGGUGUUUCUAUGGAUGGUUCCAAUGUGUUUAGGGCUGGUAGGAAAGGCAACGGUGGUGGUGUUUCUAUGGAUGGUUACAAUGUGUUUAGGGUUGGUAGGAAAGGUAACGGUGGUGGUGUUUCUAUGGAUGGUUACAAUGUGUUUAGGGUUGGUAGGAAAGGUAACGGUGUUGGUGUUUCUAUGGAUGGUUACAAUGUGUUUAGGGCUGGUAGGAAAGGCAACGGUUGUGGUGUUUCUAUGGAUGGUUACAAUGUGUUUAGGGCUGGUAGGAAAGGCAAAGGUUGUGGUAUUGCUAUUUACACAAAUAAUCGUCUUUCUGUGUCUCUGUUGAAGGCUACCGACAGUCCUAAACUAUAUGAAUUGUUGACUUUAAAACUUCAGUUGGGUUCACACUCAAAAAUAACAGUUAUAGGAAUCCAUCAUCCACCCUUCGCAAAUAAGUGUGUACUAAACAAACUCACUGGGUUUAAUUGCCAUUUUUACUACCCCAGAGGUGUCGAUCGCUGGAGAUUUUAAUCUUGCAGGAUGCUGACUGUUUAAAUUAUUUUUGUUACUCAUGUAAAUUUGACCCAGCUGAUUAAAAAAAAACACUCGUCCAAACUUAAAGGACCCUAUGAAAUCACAUUGAAAAAUUCUCAAGAGAAAUAUGCUGGGAGUGGCUUAUUGCUUUGGGUAUUAGUGACCACUGUCCCGCGGUAUGUGUCAGGGAUAUACGGAAUGUAAAACAUUUCAAUGAAUAGGCAUUUAUUUUGGUGACUUUGAUUAUGUUGCACCUAUACCUGACCCAGAGUUGGCUCUGAACCACGUCUCAAAUGUUGCCGCUUGUAUUGUAGAAAAACACGCUUUAAAAAAAAAACGGAGAAUUUUUAAAAAUAGGUCUUGACCAUCUUUAAGCAUAUUACACAGUUUUGUAUUCCUGUUCGACCUCAGUGCAGCAGGCCCUUCGUGAACUUCAACAUGACUUUGAUUCAAUUCAGAAAUCACUUACAGAUCUUAAAAUUGUGUUAAAUACAAGUAAAACCAAGCUCAUGCUGUUCUCUAGGUCACGAAAUGUUGACCCCGAGGACCUGUAUAUCUGCUCUAUAAAUAGAGCCCAAAUUGAGCUGGUUUCUCAAUAUAAGUACCUGGAUCUCUGGAUUACAAGUUGUCCUUCGUAACGCAUAUAAAAAAAUCUGACUCAGAACCAAGAUCAUUUUUUUAAUAUCAAAUAAAAUCAUGCCUCCGUAUUGAAAAUAGGAGAAAUAUUUUUUCAAACAACGCUUCUCCCUGUACUGGAUUUGGGUGGAUAUUGUUUACAUGCAUGCGGCACAACCUGUUUUAAAACCCUUGGACACAGUCUACCGUUCAGCAAUACGUUUUAGCACAGCGGACAGUUUUAGGACUCAUCAUUGUAGUCUGUGUAAAAAUGUGGGAUGGACCUCUCUGUCUGUAAGAAGAGAGCUGCGUUCUCUUUUAUUCAUUUACAAAGCAAUCUGACAGAAACUCCCUUCACAAGUAACUUCAUUAACUAAGUGAGGAAUCAUAAGUUCCCAAACCUGUUCUCUGGAAUUGAUAACAAUAGAGACCCCUUCAGUCUCCACAGAUUUGGAAAUAUCUGUGUUGUUUUUUUUGUUGUCCCAGAUUUCACUGCAGUUAAUGAACUGUGUGCUGAUGCCACUCAGGCAGUUUAAAUAAGUGUUGAUGAAUCUCUAUUUGAAUGCUUUUAUUAAAUACGUUUAUUUUGGUUUUGUUGUGUGUGAAUUAAAUUGUUUUAUACACAUAUACAGUG
This is a messenger RNA of Oncorhynchus tshawytscha (Chinook salmon), 3598 nucleotides long. RefSeq names its product glycine-rich cell wall structural protein 1-like. Bases 550 to 2346 code for a protein of 598 amino acids. The transcript is spliced from 2 exons. Lineage: Eukaryota; Metazoa; Chordata; Actinopteri; Salmoniformes; Salmonidae. The record is from RefSeq and is a predicted model, not a curated record.